Molecule: messenger RNA, 1224 nt
Organism: Aspergillus puulaauensis
Lineage: Eukaryota; Fungi; Ascomycota; Eurotiomycetes; Eurotiales; Aspergillaceae
Exons: 5
Coding region: 1-1224 (407 amino acids)
Biological process (GO): L-aspartate biosynthetic process
Cellular component (GO): cytosol
Molecular function (GO): L-aspartate:2-oxoglutarate transaminase activity; pyridoxal phosphate binding
Source: RefSeq, a predicted model, not a curated record
AUGACUAGCCCCUCUGUCUUCGCUUCCGCCCCGCGCAUCCCCGCAGAUGCCAUCUUCGCCUUAACCGCAGAAUUCCUCGCAGACCCGUCUCCGAAGAAGGUCAAUCUCGGCCAGGGAACGUACCGCGACAAUAACGCGCAGCCGUGGGUUCUGCCCAGCGUGAAGAAAGCGCGCAGCAUUAUCGAAGAGAAGGGGCUGAACCAUGAAUAUCUCCCGAUCCUGGGAUUGAAGGGUCUACGAGACGGGAUUGCGGAGUUGGUUUUUGGAGAGGGAUAUGGGGGGGUAUCAGAUAGGCUGGCAACAUCCCAAGCAAUCUCCGGCACAGGCUCACUGCAUCUCGCCGGCAAAAUCCUCAAAUACUGCAGCACCACGCCGUCCCUCCCAAAAGUCUACAUCCCCACCCCAACCUGGUCAAACCACCACCUUGUCUUCUCCUCGCUGGGCUUCGAAUGCGUCUCCUUCCAGUACUACAGCCCCGCCUCCAAAUCCCUCGAUAUAGACUCCUACCUAGCCACCCUGCGCUCCGCAGCCCCAGGCUCCAUUAUCAUCCUACACGCCUGCGCGCACAACCCCACGGGUCUGGACCCGAGUAUCGAGCAGUGGAAGGAGAUUGCGAGCAUUGUGCAGGCGCGUAACCUCUUCCCGCUCUUCGACGCGGCGUAUCUAGGGUUUAACUCUGGGGAUUAUGAUCGCGAUGCUUGGGCGAUUCGACACUUUGUGUCUGACUUGGGACUCGAAGCGGCGGUUUGUUUGAGUUUUGCGAAGAACAUGGGGCUUUACGGAGAAAGAGUGGGAGCGCUCGUCCUAGCAACCACAGAUAAAGAGGUCGCGGGCAAUGCACAGUCAGUGCUGGAGUCGCUGCAGCGCUCUGAGAUCUCGAAUCCGCCGGCCUUUGGAGCGAAGAUUGCCGAGACGAUUAUGCGAGAUGACGGGCUGCGGGGUCUCUGGUUCCAGGAUUUGAAGACGAUGAGUGGACGGAUUCAGGAGAUGAGGAGGGCGUUGUUUGAUGGGUUGAAUACGUAUUCGUCUGGAAACUGGGACCACCUUAUCAGACAGUCUGGCAUGUUUGGGUUCUUGGGACUGUCGAAGGAUGCGGUGAAGACGUUGAAAGAUGAGUAUCAUAUCUACAUGGCGGAGAACUCGCGCGUGUCGAUUGCGGGCUUGAAUACGGGCAAUGUCGACUAUGUGGCUCGGUCGAUUGCGGAAGUCCUGGCGAAGCAGUAG